CCAGAAAACUUGGGCUCUAUGUCAAGUGGUUCUGUCAUCAAUGAUGACUCUACAAAAUGAGAAUGCUGACCAAGAACAUGAACCCUAUGCACCCCACUGUGUUAUCAUAGUGAAAGGAAUCCAGGGUUUUGGAUUUAAUGUCAGAGGUCAAAUUGAUGAAGGUGGUCAGUUAAAAUCUAUUAAUGGCAGCUUGUACCCUCCUUUGCAACACAUCAGCAAUGUUAUUCCUGGGGGCCCAGCUGACGCAGCAGGAGUUCUCAUGGGUGACAGAAUUCUGGAGGUGAAUGGGAUCAAUGUGGAAGGGGAAUCUCACUCCAAAGUUAUUGAAUUGAUAAAAUCUAACCCAGAGAAAUUGAGGAUGUCACUUAUGAGCGUACCCCCUAAAGAGAAUGAGCGUCUUGAUGGAGAGUCAGUAUCAUAUUGUAGUGAGGACGAGUUUGAACUCCAUAAAGUUGAUGUGACCAUUCCAAGUAUGUCCCAAAAGGACGAAAAUGGAAAAAUUGUUGUUUACUAUAAUGUGUACAUUGAUGGCAAAUUUCUAUGCUCUCACAGGUACAAAAACUUUCAUGAUCUGCAAGUUGAUCUGAAAAACAAGUUCUUUCAGUUUGACUUUCCAAAAUUUCCGGGAAAAUGGCCAUUUCAAUUGAGUCAAACACAGCUAGAAAAAAGACACAAAGAACUUGAACAGUGGCUCAUUCAAGUUUGUUCGGUGGCUCAAUUGUUUAACCAUUUUUAUAUUCAAGAUUUCCUUGGGCUUGUUAACAAUGACAAAAACAACGAAAAGGCAGACAUUUCAUCCGUUGGAUCUAAAAGUGAACCAGAUAAUGCUGAUAUCAAAGUUCUCCUGCCUGAUCGAAGCUCAAUCUGUGUAAAUAUUCCUACUGAGUCUUAUGUAAAGCAGCUCAUAGAAGCUAUCUGUGAUAAGAUAAACAUUUCACAUGAAAACUCACAGUACUUCUCUGUUUUCAAAUCAAGUGAUGCAGAUGUCUUUGAGGUUCCCCUUUCUUUGAGUGAAAAGCCUCUUGAAUUACAUGUACAAAACUAUAAUGAGUCAGGAACACUGAAGUUCACAUUUAAAAAGUUUAUUUUCUCGAGCAAAGAUGAAAACGAAAUCGCUGAGGACCCAGCCUGCUUGAACAUCUUAUACCAACAAGCUGUAGAUGAUCUGAUCAAUAAAACGUUUGAUACAACAGGAAAGGAGAUAGAGCUUAAGCGCACUCAGCAUAUCUCUACUCAGCGAGAGUUUUUGGAAGUGGUCCAGUCAUGUCCUGGUUACAACACAGUCUCAUUCCCUCACUGUGCGUGUGACAGUCGUAAAGAUGGACAUGUUAUUUUGUCAAUUUCCUUUCAAAAGAUUUCAAUACAAGCCUGCCUUUUGACGGGGGAGAAACAAGAUCAGAUCAAAAACUUCACUUGGGCUACAGUCAGUGAUUACGGCUCUGAUGGAGAAAUUUUCCAUUUUACGAUCUCCAAAAGCAACUCAGAGAGGAAAAUAUCCUUGACGACUCCGUUUGCUGAUUUUAUGUCACAGAGUUUUGAUCGAAUCACUGCAAGCAGGGACAGUGUUACUUCAACUUAAAAAAUAAUUAUUAGCAUUGUAGGUAGCAGUAGAAUAUUCAAUAAUGAAUACUCGGAUUGUAAAAUUACCAUUUUAUAGAUAUUUUGAACAUGUGUUAAAAAUGCAAUACGUAAUGAUUGAUCAGGUUGCAAAUUUGGUUGUUUAAUUUCUGCAAAAUUCUUUUUUUAAACGGCAAAAUUAAAUUGUUUUGGAUUAGUUGAGUUAGUAUUUAGUGGGCAGCUAGCUAUUGAGAUAAUUGUUUUCUAAAUUGAAGAUGUUAGAUUUUUUCUCCUGAUCUGAAAUCAAGAAUGAAUUAGUAAUAGUAUGCUUACUUAUUUAUAUUGUAAAUCUAGUGAAUAUAGAUAUUAUAACGGAUCUUUAAGUUUUCUAGUGCAGGACACGUUGAGCUCAAAUAACAGGUGAUGGACUUCACUUGCUGUAGUUUCAAAUUUCAAUUGUAAUCUUUGGUGUGUAAAACUCAUUCAUUUCUGUUCAGAUAGAAAAUUUUUGUGAACAUUUCAUUUUCUAUGUAUCUUACGAGAUGUUAAACGACGUUAUGAAUCUUCAAUAUUGGAUUUUUGUAUACGAAAUUCGACUCAAUACAUUCUUAUAA
This is a messenger RNA of Bolinopsis microptera, 2171 nucleotides long. RefSeq names its product sorting nexin-27-like. Gene Ontology annotation, biological process: endocytic recycling; signal transduction; intracellular protein transport. NCBI's taxonomy places the organism in Eukaryota, Metazoa, Ctenophora, Tentaculata, Lobata, Bolinopsidae. Gene Ontology annotation, cellular component: early endosome. Gene Ontology annotation, molecular function: phosphatidylinositol binding; protein binding. The record is from RefSeq and is a predicted model, not a curated record. The transcript has 2 exons. Bases 41 to 1579 code for a protein of 512 amino acids.